Peromyscus californicus insignis is the source of this 2106-nucleotide messenger RNA. It is a transcript of the gene Fbxo15, whose product is annotated as F-box protein 15. Gene Ontology annotation, molecular function: protein binding. NCBI's taxonomy places the organism in Eukaryota, Metazoa, Chordata, Mammalia, Rodentia, Cricetidae. The transcript is spliced from 10 exons. The coding region runs from base 273 to 2018 and encodes 581 amino acids. The record is from RefSeq and is a predicted model, not a curated record.
GGCGGGCUUGUUAAUGGCAUCCCCGGUUCUUCAAUGGCUGCGUGGGUUAAACAGAACUUGCAAAAUCGAAUUAGUUGCAAAUUGCGUGUUCUCAUGGCCUUUUUAUAGAGGACUGUCAACUGAGAAGUUCAUGUCGUGGGUCUGCCAUAAAUAUGAGAAAGUGACAAUUUCAGCGUUUCCGUUUCUGCUCAAGAAAACAGCUAACACACGUAGAUGAACCGGGCCACCACAGGCCACCCGACCUCAGCUCGGAGCGGUGAACUGGCAUCAGAAUGACCGGGGCAUGGGAAAGAAGCCGGACCCGGAAGUGUCCGGAACGCCGUUCCCGAAGCAAAAGCGGAGGCGUCCACCGGGAAACUCAGCCCACGUCCGCGCGAGCCUGGACGCGGCUCUGCGCACGCGUGAGGGGCAGCGCUUCACGUCUGCACUGUCGCCCCGCUAGAAGGUACCUUUGGGUCUCCAUGGCGACCGGACGCGGUCGGAUGCUGUGGCCGGGAUGCUUUGGCCUUCAGGCGCUGCGCGGGUGCCUUCUCGGGGACGGCGCUGGCGCUGGCGCGGGGGCCGCUGCGGCUGCGGCAGCCGCGGGGCGCUCCGGGUUCAGAAAGGGUUCUGGGGUCAGACUUGUCAGAGGCUCAUCUGUCUUGAGGCAGUCUACGAGACAUGACCAGCCCAAUGAGAAGUCCUCCUCCAUCUGUUUUAUAUCCCUGGACAGAAUGCCCUCUGAAAUCUUGCUGAAUAUAUUUUCCUACUUGGAUGCUGUGAGCUUGCUGUGCACUGGAUGUGUGAGCAGACGCUUUUACCAUUUGGCCAGUGACAAUUUUAUUUGGAUCAAGUUCUACUCAGCUGCGUUUUCAUCAAAAAGAUCACAUUGGAAAGUUAAAACAGUGGAGGAGACAGCCAUGUCUGUGAGUGUACUGUCAGUUGAGGAUAAGGAAGUUGGGUACUGGAAGAAAGAAUAUAUUACAAAGCAGAUCUCAUCUGUGAAAGCAGCACUAGCCCACAUUCUCAAACCUGUCAACCCCUACACAGGUCUUCCAGUGAAAACCAAAGAGGCCCUCAGACUAUCUGGCCUAGGUUGGGCAAUUAUAUUAAGAGAAAAAAGUGGAAAGGAACACAUCAUGCAACAUGUUGAUCUUUCCUUAAAUGAUACGUCUGUCACUGUUGUGUGGUAUGGCAAAAAUUGGCCAUGUCUGGCCACGUUGUCCACCCUGGAUUUGUGUGGUAUGACGCCAGUUUUUAUGGACCGGUAUAAAGCCCCUGACCCAAAUGGACCACGAUGGCUGUCGUUAAUUGCAAAGUAUGAUCUGAGUCAUUUAAGCAAGUCUACCAUGGUUGGCUGUGACAGACUUGUCCGGAUAUUCUGUCUAAAUCCUGGCCUCCUGGUGGGGCUGUGGCAGAAGGAGGACGGACUGGCUUUUGUCAUGGCAAAUCUUCAUUUUCAUCGCCUUGUGGAGAGAAGCACAUUAGGCUCAGCCACUCUCCCCUAUGUGCUGCCUCCUCAUAGUCCCUUUGUGGAUGACAGCCCCGAGUAUGGACUGCAAGGCUAUCAGCUUCACAUUGACAUGCACGGCGGGGGGAUUUUCUACCUGUGCAGUACAUUUCGCAACCUCUUCUCCAGGAAAGGAUGCAUUGAGAAUGGAUAUGUGAAGUUCAUGGCGAUAAGUUUAAAAAACAAUAGAGAACACCUACCUCUUAUUGGAAAAGUUGGCCUUGCAUGGAGAACUAAUGUUUUUGACGGCUUUAUUGAGAGGUGCUGUGUAGUGGAUGUGACCCUUCUGGAUGAGCACAGGAAGCCCUUUUGGUGUGUGAGUUCUCCAGUGUGCGUGAGAUCUGCCGCCUACCCCUCUGACGGUCCUAACUUCCUGGGGCACACUUACUAUGUGGACUACAUGGACACAGAAGGAGGAGUGCAUGCAGAGCUGGUGUGGAUUGAAGAGACGGAAGAGUACUUCCUCAUCAGCCUGGCCCUUUACCUCAGCGUAGCAAAAAUAAACCAUUGGUUUGGGACAAAAUACUGAGGUUUAGCAGUAGGUGGGAAAGUCUUGUUACUAGUGAGUUGUUUGUUUUUACAACUUUGUUCUUAUUAAAAGUUAAAGUGUAUCCGUG